Molecule: messenger RNA, 726 nt
Organism: Penicillium antarcticum
Lineage: Eukaryota; Fungi; Ascomycota; Eurotiomycetes; Eurotiales; Aspergillaceae
Product: FAM210 family protein
Exons: 2
Coding region: 1-726 (241 amino acids)
Cellular component (GO): mitochondrion
Source: RefSeq, a predicted model, not a curated record
AUGUCCUUACGACCAACCCUCCUUUCAAAAUGGAUCUCGCGCCCUAGCGAGAUCCUCCAAAGAGCAACCAAAAACAACAUAUACAUCAGCUCGACACGCACUUACGCGCCACGACACACCUCCAUCCUAUCCCAAGCAGCACGGCGAACCCUCGCCACCACCCUGGGUCAGACAAGCCGACUGACAGCACGCCCCCGGUGCCGAGCCGGCCCCAACACCUUCCAGCAGCCCAAGCAGCGGCUGAACCGGCGGUUCAAUUCCGGCUCAGCUGGUAAUGGAGGAUCGCAGGCGCGGCCGGAGAAGGAUUCGCUAUCGCAGCGGUUGAAGAAGCUUUCCAGGGAGUAUGGGUGGUCUGCGCUUGGUGUGUACCUUGCUCUGUCUGCGUUGGAUUUUCCGUUCUGUUUUGCGGCGGUGCGCUUGUUGGGUGUUGAGCGCAUUGGAUAUUGGGAGCAUAUUGCUGUUGAGUUCCUGAAGGAUAAAUUCAAGGCUGUUUGGCCUGCCGUUCAGACCGGUGAGGGCGAGGAUAGCCCGGGUCAGCUUGAGAAGGCUGAGGAGCGGAACCAGGAGGAAGCCAGUAUUUGGACUCAGCUUGCUCUAGCGUACGCCAUCCACAAGAGCUUUAUCUUCAUUCGGGUUCCUUUGACGGCUGCCGUGACACCAAAGGUUGUCAAGACACUCCGGGGUUGGGGAUGGAACAUUGGAAAGCGCAAGCCUAAGAGUACAUGA